AUGAACCCUGGCCUCCUUCCCCUCGCGCCGCCGGACGCUUCUCCUCCCACCGGACAUGUCCGCCACCGCCCCCGCGACGAAUCCAGGCACGACACCUGUCCGCCGCCGUCCCACCGCCGCCGCGGGCCGCGGAGCCCAUCCGGGGCCCGCGCGGGCUCGAGUCGCUGCCGCCGCCCCUCAGCUCCCGCUCGCCCCGCCGCCCGAGCUCGGUCCCCGCCGCCGCCGGACUUCGCCUGCGCCGCCGUGCGACCUCCGCCGCCGCAGCGCCCGCCGGGGCCACCUCCGCCGCCGCAGUGCCCGCCGGGGGCCACCUCCGCCGCCGCCGGCGACGGCCCGCGCCGCCGCCGCCCAUGGCCGCAGCCGCGCCUCCCGACCCCGCCGCCUCACCGUCGCCGCCAAGCCCCGCCGCCGGCGUGCCACCUCCUCUCCCCGCCGGCGUCUCCUCUCUCCGAACUCCGGCCGAUCCCGAGCUCCCUCGUCCCGAUCGGAUCGGCAUCAUAA
This is a messenger RNA of Aegilops tauschii subsp. strangulata, 501 nucleotides long. The record is from RefSeq and is a predicted model, not a curated record. Lineage: Eukaryota; Viridiplantae; Streptophyta; Magnoliopsida; Poales; Poaceae.